AUGAGUACGGAAACUGCGCUAAUCUGCUUCCGUGGCUGCUGGCUUUUCUUUCUGGAGAGGAGGGGCUUGGACUUCGUCCAAACGAAAAAUAAAACCGAGAACAACGGACGUAACGAAGGGGUUAAAAUACUGUUCACAAAUACCUCGAACAAAGACACAGUCGUCCCAAUUAAGAAAAAAAUGGACUCGAGAGAUCUUAAGUCUGGAGGAGAUGUUGUAGAUGCUAAUCCUGUUAUCCUGAAAGAAACCAUUGAGCAGCCCCAAGGUGAAGACAUGCAGGUGGAUGCCAAGCCAGACCAUGCACAUCCCUACAGAUAUAACAUGAACUAUCCAAGCAUCGGCCAGUGUAUUAUAAUUAACAACAAGAACUUUGAUAAAAAGACCGGAAUGAAUAUUCGAAAUGGAACAGACGUGGAUGCGGGAAAUCUCUUGAAAAGCUUCAAAAUGCAGGGUUAUAAAGUCAAGGUUUUCAAUGACCAGACCUGCAGGCAGAUAGAGCAAUGUUUACAAUCGAUUGCCCGGGAAGACCACAGCAAAGAGGCCUCUUUUGUGUGUGCACUGCUGAGCCAUGGAGAUGAAGGGGUGCUUUACGGAACGGACGGCUGUAUCGAAAUUAAAAGACUGACCAGCCUUUUCAAGGGAGACCGCUGCAAGACACUGGUUGGCAAGCCAAAAUUGUUUUUCAUACAGGCUUGUAGAGGAACAGAGCUAGACGGAGGUAUUGAAGCAGACAGUAUUGAAAGUGACAGCUCUCCCCAGAAGAUCCCUGUGGAGGCUGAUUUCUUGUACGCGUACUCCACUGUUUCAGGUUACUAUUCCUGGAGGAACACUGUGAGUGGCUCCUGGUUCAUCCAGUCCCUGUGUGAUAUGCUCAGCAAGUACGGCAGAGAGCUGGAGCUCAUGCAAAUCCUUACACGGGUCAACCACAAGGUGGCACUGGAAUUUGAGUCAAGCUCAACCAUUGCAGGCUUCAAUUACAAAAAGCAGAUUCCAUGCAUCGUCUCUAUGCUAACUAAAGAAGUGCAUUUCUCACAUUGAUUAUUUUGUGAUCUCCUCUUUGCGGUUUUGAAUAGAUUGUAUAAAACUUAAACAUGCAGAGGUUUGUUUUUGUAACAAGAACAUUUGAAAACCUUAUGAAGACAACCAAAAGAGUACAUUAACUGGGAACAAUAACAGUAUCUAUACCAGCAGGUUCUCACUGUUAAACGGUGAAAAUGCAAUUUUAACCACUGAAUAGAUAAGCGAUGCAAAUGUAUUAUAAACAGAUAUUAAAAGUAGGGAAUUUUAAUCGUCCAAAGCCUCGGUUUAUAAGGUGAGCACAGAGAUCUAUGCUGAUAUGUUUGUGCUAACUUCUCAACCCUUCGAAAUUUGUCUUCCCACUUGUUCUUAAUCAACACCCACCAAGAGGAUGACAAAAGUCAUUGUUCUCUAUAAAAAAAAAAAAAUACAAACUUGAAUUACUUUCAUUAUUUUCACUUGUGCUGUAGUCUUUACUAUGGUUUGUAAAUCAAGACCUAUAAUGAGUUGUUAUCAUCUGCAAUAAAUUCACAGAUGUUUAAUUUUUAAA
Acipenser ruthenus (sterlet) is the source of this 1567-nucleotide messenger RNA. Its product is annotated as caspase-3-like. Lineage: Eukaryota; Metazoa; Chordata; Actinopteri; Acipenseriformes; Acipenseridae. The transcript is spliced from 7 exons. The record is from RefSeq and is a predicted model, not a curated record. Gene Ontology annotation, biological process: proteolysis; keratinocyte differentiation; neuron differentiation. The coding region runs from base 1 to 1038 and encodes 345 amino acids. Gene Ontology annotation, cellular component: cytoplasm.